GGCGGAGGAGGAGGAGGAGGAUCUGGAGCCCCAAGCCUGGUCCGGCCCGGCCUUCCCAGCGCGCUCGGCCCGGCCCGCGCAGGCGGCGAGCCCCGACUCUGGGCCCGGAGCCCCAGCGCGGCCAGCCCCGCGCGGCCUCGGAGCGCCCGCCCCGCCCCGCCCCGGCCUCGGCCCGCCGGGCCCGCAGUGUGGUGGAGUGCCUGCUUGCUGUGCCCUCGGGUUAUGACGACCCCCAAUAAAGGAAACAAGGCCUUGAAGGUGAAGCGGGAGCCGGGAGAGAAUGGCACCAGCCUGACAGAUGAGGAGCUGGUGACCAUGUCAGUGCGGGAGCUGAACCAGCACCUGCGGGGCCUGUCCAAGGAGGAGAUCAUCCAGCUGAAGCAGCGCCGGCGCACGCUCAAGAACCGCGGCUAUGCCGCCAGCUGCCGCGUGAAGCGGGUGACCCAGAAGGAGGAGCUGGAGAAGCAGAAGGCAGAGCUGCAGCAGGAGGUGGAGAAGCUGGCCUCGGAGAACGCCAGCAUGAAGCUGGAGCUCGAUGCCCUGCGCUCCAAGUACGAGGCCCUGCAGAACUUCGCCAGGACCGUGGCCCGAAGCCCUGUGGCGCCAGCUCGGGGUCCCCUUGCUGCUGGCUUGGGGCCCCUCGUCCCCGGCAAGGUGGCCGCCACCAGCGUCAUCACGAUAGUAAAGUCCAAGACGGACGCCCGGUCGUAGGGACGCGCUUGCCCAGGCGGGUCUGCAAGGGGCCAGUAGGCGCAUGGCAAAUUCAGCAGCCCUGUCCCCCUUUCCCUCCCUCCUCGUCUUCCUCUUCUCUUCUUUUCCUCCUCUCCUACCUCCUCCCUUCCCUGCAAAGCACAACCUGCACCCCAGGGGCGCCGGGCUGAGCCCCUUUGAUCUCGUCGUCGUCAUCGUGUGUUUUGUACAUUGGGAUUGGUCAGUUUGGUGGUGACGUGGGGUCGCCCCCGCCCCCUUUGUACCACGGGCAGGUGGGCUUGGAGUCCAGAGUCGGCCUGUGGGAGUGGACAGAGAGAAAGAUUGACCGGGUGCUCUGGGGCACAUGUGUCCCUGAGCAGGGAGGGCUGCCGGGCAGGAGAGAGGCUGUUCUCGCUGCAGAAUGGCCCACAGGCUCUGACAGCCGCCAGGCUAGCGGGGGGCCGGGCAAUUCACUCUCAGCUCGACCUGCAGACAUAGACGGGCACUGCUCUGCAGAGUAGGCUGUCCCUGAGGGCCCUGGACAGGCGCGCCACCAGUCUGGCGCUGGGGGGAUGGGGUGUCGUGUGGCUGUGGGCCGGGGGCCUUGGCACUCACACCUGACGUGUUGCACUGAACAAGACCAAAUCACUGGUUGUGAGCGUACGUGAAGGGUGUGUCCAGUGUCCUGCGAUGGGUCCCGUGUCACUGUUUACAUGACCUAUUUGUGUGGUUACAUAGCCCUUUAUUUAAAAGAGAGAAGUUCCUUUUACGAAGUUAUUAAAUUAUAUGUUUAAAAGCUAAAGAAAAAAAAAGCUGCAGAGUAUUUAUAAAACUGUCUUUUUAAAAAAAAAAAAAAAGCGAGAACAUUUGACCGUAUAAACAGAAAAGGGAAGAAAGUAUAAUAGAAACUUUGCUAGUUUAAAAAAAGAAAAAAAAAUCCUUUCUUGUAAACUUACAGACAAGUCUUUGUGGCUGUUGGAGUUUAGUUUUUAUAUACACAGAGUUAUCAGACGUUAUUUAUAAAACUUAGUUAAAAAAAAGACAAAAAAAAAGCCAAGCCGUGAGCGACCAGAAGGCGCGUCCUGACGUCCUCUUUGCUAUCUCUUUUGCAAUUGUACCGAAAGUGACUUACUCCUUUGCCCUUCCUGCUUCCGUCUCUUGCCGGUGCCGUGGUGUUGUCUGUGCCUGGUGAGGUCUUGUGCAGCGUCACGUGCUGGUGCUUCUGGUGACCUUUGACCUGUGGGUGUCACUUCUUGUGUCUGUUCUCCCGUGUUUGUUUUUUGGAUUUGGUUGUGGUUUUGCUUCUGCUGGCUUGUCAGGCCUGGGCUGUAGUGCCAGGCUGCGCCUGCUCCAGUGGAGCUUGGGGUGUCUGUGCCUCCAGCCCAGCCUCUUCUGCUUUGGUGCCCACCCCGAGCCCCGGGGAGGUCAGAUGCAGGGCUCUGCCACACCCCUCUGCUGACCCUUGGCUUCGCAUGUGUGUCUCAGGCUUGGGCUGAUCCAGUGGCAGGGUAGGUGAAACUGGGGGUCAUCCUGGACCCCCAUCCCGCCCCCUCACUACUUCCUUGCCCACCGUCUCUGGCCCUGGGUGGGGGCUUGCAGGGACCAAGGAGUCACUGUGGGUGCCCACCAGGCCAGGGCCAAGCUGCCCCCGACUGUCUUCCUUCUGGCCUCCAGUCAAUGUGUUUGGGCUCCAGCCACCAAUCUGGGGUUUGUUCCGGUGGGUUUUGUGUAGGCCUCAGCAGGGGAACCCCAGGGGCCCGCGGCUCACUUAUCCCAGAACUGUUUCCAUGCUGCGGGACGGUGCUUCCCAGGCAGAACCAGGUGGUUUCGGGGCCCACCUGGGGCAGCCCCUUCUCCUUGCCUGAGGGCCUGGGGGUCUCCACCAGUGCCAGACAAGGGCUACGGUCUCCAGGGCCAGGUCCUGUCGCCCCUCUCCCCCUGAACAUGCUGGCAGCUCUUGGCUAUGGGCCUUCUUUCAACUCCCUUUGGGGUCUGUGUCUUCCAGGGAUCCACUGCUCGGCUUGUGGAGGUGCUUCCCCGGGGCUGAGCCCACCUCCCCGUCCUAGCCACUCGGUGAGGCAGCCAAGUCUCCCAGACUUGGCUCAGGCAGCUGCUCGUAGGCAUGUGAUGGGGCUGCCUGUGGUGCCUGCCCCCCAAGAGGCUACUGCCCUGGCUCUGGCCGUGUGGGGCUUGGCUACUCCUUGGGGUUGCUGGUUGGCUUCUCUGGGGGCCCUGAACCCCUGAAAAAGCACAGACAAGUGGGCUAAUGAAAAGAAAAAACAGUGCGGCCAGGCAGGGUUUAACCUUGUGGACAGGAGAAUCUUCAUCCCAGAGUUUACAGUGUGCCUGUGGGAUAGGAGGGGGGAUGUGCUGUCAACUUCUGUUGUCUUGAUGGGCUGAUCUUGGCCCUAGAUAUUCAGAGACAUUCCUGGCUGUACCCAGGUUGGCCUGCAAUGGAGAUUUUGACCAUUGACUCUGAAUCACUUAGUGGCUUCCUUUGCCUCCCUGCAGUCUGGCUUUGUCUACCUAAGGUCCAGACGAGAGUAGUUGAUGUUUCUUGUAGCAGCAAGUUGGAAUCACAUCAUAAGAAUCCCUAAAGAGAGAUCAUGCCCUGUCCUGGACAGGGGGAGGGACAGGCUCCCCAUGUCCAAGUACGGUCCCCACUUUUAUCCUGGCUGGGAGGUGGUCCUCCAUCUCUGUGCACCCCUGCCAUGCUGUAGACCUAGAGAGAGGAGGGUUUGAGGGUGGGCAUGUGCUGAACAGAAAUUGCAGGUCCUUGGUUUGGUUUACAGACGCUUCUGGAGUUAGUGAAGCUAUACUUCCUUUCUAGGUUUUUGGAUUUGGAGCAACUGUUCCUUGGGUCUGGGGGAGCAUCCUGCUCCCAUCAAGCCAGUCUCUCGGGGCUGCUCUGCCCCUUCUCCCAUUCUCUUUGGUUAUUGACAGUAGAUCCUGUGUCCACAUGUGACUGUUUGGCGUCUUUCUGAUUCUCGUUAAUUCGUUUUCCCUACUGUGAGCGUGUUGUGUUCUCUCUCCUCAACUUUUUGACACAGCGAAUUGAGGGCUUUGGCCGAGGCCAAGUCUCCCAAACUUGUCCGCUAAGUAAACCAUAAUGUGCACCUUCCUUCACACCUUGCCCUUGCCCAACUCCUCCCUAUCCCAACAUGGACACUCAGAUUUCAGAGGAGAACCCUUUGAGAACAGGUCAGCUCCUGCCCAGAGUAUGGCCCCAGAGAGCCCACCCCAUGGCUCUUGGCUGCUGCUCCAGGUGGCACUGCGUUUGUGCAGGUGAGAAGUUGUGGCUGCUGUGUGGUGUGCUGGUUUCUGCCGGGUGCCAGGCCUCCCUGGAGGCUUUUCUACUCUUGGUCCAGGCUUCAGGUCUGGGCACAACCCUGAUCAGCAGCAGCAGCCUUGAUGGUCAGUGGCUGGGCCCACGGCUCUGAUCAGCUGCAGCCUGCUUUGGGAUGGGUGGUCGAGCCCCAUCUUGUCCCUGCGACUUCCCUCUCUGGGGUGGCCGGUUGGCCAAAGCUUCCGUCCACAGCUGGGAAGCCACAGCCUGCAACACUGUUUCCGCUCUAGGAUCUUUUAAGUUACUUUUUUAGGCUGUGGUUUGGUGAAAGGAACCAACACAUUAACGAUUUUUUUCCCCAGAAGCCACUGAAUAAUUCUUGCUGGCCGGUUUUCACCUUUCUUUUGGCUGCCUGGUUUUGAAGCAGAUGGGAAGAGGCAGGGGUGUGCCCUCGAGACUGAUGGCUUGUCCUGCUCUGGCCUGUGUGUCCUGAGCAUGUGCUGUACCUGUUGGACCAGUCGCACACAUUUCCACCCCACUCUGCAGCAGCAGCCUUGGUACGUGGGUGUCCCUUCAGUCUGAGCUGGAGUGUAGGAGAGCUCGUCCCCGAUGACCUGUGAAAGGGGACCCCUCUAACAGCCUCAUGUCCCAGCCCCACCCUUCCCCACAUCCCCUCAAUCUGAAGCCUUUAACCAAAUGGGAGUGGGUACAGAAAGCCUUCUCCUGGCAUCUUAGGGCAGCAGGACAAGGGCUGUCCAGUGUGUCCAGCUCUGCUGCUUUCCUGGCGCUGAGAGGUGGGCAGAGCAGAGUUGAUCAGACCCUGCCUGCCCUGCCUAGGGCUGAAGACAGGAGGUGGGGGUACGCUGGGAUC
Messenger RNA from Eubalaena glacialis (North Atlantic right whale), 4847 nucleotides. RefSeq names its product MAF bZIP transcription factor G (gene MAFG). The transcript is spliced from 3 exons. Lineage: Eukaryota; Metazoa; Chordata; Mammalia; Artiodactyla; Balaenidae. Gene Ontology annotation, biological process: regulation of transcription by RNA polymerase II; regulation of epidermal cell differentiation. The coding region runs from base 223 to 711 and encodes 162 amino acids. Gene Ontology annotation, molecular function: DNA-binding transcription factor activity, RNA polymerase II-specific; RNA polymerase II cis-regulatory region sequence-specific DNA binding. Gene Ontology annotation, cellular component: nucleus. The record is from RefSeq and is a predicted model, not a curated record.